AGCGGUCGCCGGGGAGCGGGGGCAGCAUGUUGGGGUGCGCGCUACUUAAGGUCCUGCUGCGUGAGCCAUUGACGUGUUUGGAGCUGGAGACGGCCUGGGUGGUGGCGAAGCGGCGGCCCGAGCCUCGGAAGCGAGAUCGCCUGCUCUCACCCUCUAAUUCCCUGCCUGUGCCUCGCUCCGAACCAGUAAGAAGACCGCUAAGAUGCCCUUGGCAACACCAAGGCUGAGAGAUCCGGACAUAAAUCCUUGCUUGUCGGAAUCGGAUGCCUCUGCCAGGUGCAUGGAUGAAAACAACUAUGUCAGGGAAAAGUGUUCCAGCUACUUCUUGAAGUACAAAAAUUGCCGAAGAUUUUGGAAUUCCAUCAUGAUCCAAAGAAGACAGAGUGGAGUGAAGCCACCUAUGCCGACAGCAGCAGAAAGAGCUGAAAUCUUGGGAGCAAUGGGAAAGCUACCAUAUUGAAUGUUUGCAUUAAAAUUGUUUGUGUAACUUGGAAGCAGGUGAAUAUUUUAAGCAGAUGAUUGCCGUGAUAUUGAAACUUUGCCAGGUUUACCCAGAGAGAUCUUAAGAUCAACCAGGGGUGACAUGUUUCGGGUGACCCCAUGUCAUUGACGUUUGCUCUCAUUGCCAACAGGCUGGCACGCCAUGGGCUUGCUGUGGCACUGAUCUUACGCUCCUAAGGUUUCAGGGGCGGGAGUGUUAGUACAGCUUACUUGAAGAGUUGAGUCUUUCCAGUAAGAUGUGAACAAGUAAGGAAGCUGCGAGGCCUGGAGAGGGGCAAUGUUUCCAAGGAAAGGAGAUGAGUGAUGUAACAACUUGACACGUGGAAGGUGUUGAGCUCUCUGUAGACUGUCCCAAGGGAGUGGAGGAGUGAGGAGCAGACCUGGAAAGGUAGGUGCCAGGUAGACGAGUGCUAGGACUUAAAUCCCAGACGUACUCCUCAGAUACCCUUACUUCGCUGAUUUAUCGUUGACUGGUUCCCUCACUAGAGAAGAAGCGAUUGUGGGUUAAAAGGUUAUCCUAAGCUAGUGACAUGAAGAUGUCCCUCAGGAAAUGGUUCUAGGAUUCUGAGACUAAAACCUAUAAACAUUGGAUAACCUGUAAUAUCAGCGCUUGAACCACAAUAAUGGGGG
This is a messenger RNA of Ochotona curzoniae (black-lipped pika), 1131 nucleotides long. RefSeq names its product coiled-coil-helix-coiled-coil-helix domain-containing protein 7-like. The record is from RefSeq and is a predicted model, not a curated record. The transcript is spliced from 5 exons. Lineage: Eukaryota; Metazoa; Chordata; Mammalia; Lagomorpha; Ochotonidae. Bases 203 to 460 code for a protein of 85 amino acids.